Molecule: messenger RNA, 5637 nt
Organism: Ylistrum balloti
Lineage: Eukaryota; Metazoa; Mollusca; Bivalvia; Pectinida; Pectinidae
Product: serine/arginine repetitive matrix protein 2-like
Exons: 13
Coding region: 118-1782 (554 amino acids)
Molecular function (GO): mRNA binding
Source: RefSeq, a predicted model, not a curated record
GAAUACUAGACGAUCGAUCGACGGACCAACUAUUUCUUCAUAAUAUGCAAAAGAUACAAUGAAAAGUUAACCUGUGGACAAUAGCAAAGGAAAGAGUUAAACAUACCCUGAUCCACCAUGUAUAACGGUAUUGGCCUGGACACGGCCCGAGGCAGCGGCACCAAUGGUUAUGUUCAGCGCAAUCUGUCUUUUGUUCGCAAACACAAGGACCGAGUAGAUUAUAAGUCUGAGGAAGAACUGAAAAAACUUGACCAGGCCCUCCAGAAACCUCCAAAUAAGGAAAUUCUUGAUCAUGAGAGAAAGCGCAAGGUGGAACUCAAGUGUAUGGAAAUGCAAGAAUUAAUGGAGGAACAAGGGUACCCAGCUGAGGAGAUUGAGAGUAAGGUGUCCAUGUUUAGGACCAUGCUGAUCAAUAAAGAAGGGGUGACAGAAUCAGCAGUAGAAAAGGACGAAUUUGGACGACCAAUAGCAAAGGAAAGUCAUCAGAUUGCAGAGGCUACACAACAGAAAAAUGCUCGGCUCAAAGAGGCAUUUGGCAUCAGUGAGCAUUAUGUGGAUGGGUCCUCAUUUGAUCCUGAUCGCAAGGCUAAGGAAGACGCAGCCAAGGCAUUGGCCAUGGCCCAAAAAAAGUACAGUAUAGUACGGGAUUCCAGUUCAUCAGAACGAUCACUCUCUCCACCUCCGAAGCGGAAAAAGAAAUCAAAAUCAAGGGAAGACAGUAGUUCCCCAGAGAGAAGACAGAGGAAAAAGAAGAGUAAAAAACAUAAAAGAGAUCGUUCUCAGUAUAAAAAGCAGAGAAGUUCACAUAAACAUAAGAACAAAAAGAGCAGUGAAUCGUCACAUUCUCAGAAAAGAUCCAAGAAACGGCGCCGGCGACGCUCCCCUAGUUCUAGUUCUGACAGCCGAUCUGCCAGCCCAUCAGACAGUGACAGUUCGGCAUUUGAUGUUGAAAAAGUAAAACAAACAGAAAAGAGUAAGAAGAGUUCAAUCAGCCCAAGUCACCUGCCAGAAACUUUAAUAGCCAAAAAAGUCACGAGGUCAAGGUCAAAGUCUCCUAAGGUUACAAGGAGGUCACCAUCAUCUUCAUCAGAUAGCUCCCGCAGUCCAAACCUAAGGAAGAAAACACUGAAAACUAAUGGCCAUAACACAGCUUCACAACACAAACGAAGUCCCAGCUCAUCUUCCUCUAGGUCACCAGAUCCAUCCCACAAGCGCCUUAGUCGGUCUCUUAGUUACUCCCCUGCUGAAGGUCAGAAGACAAGGGAGUCAGCUGCCUCUCCUAAACUAACUUACAAAUCUCCCUCCCCAGUCCCUCGACACUCACGGCCCUCAAGGUCAAGGUCACGCAGUCGCCGACACAAGUCCUCUUCAUGGUCAAGGUCACGCUCCAGGACCAAGUCAAGUUCAAGAUCAAGAUCAAGGACACAUUCAAGAAACAGAAAAAGGAGAAGUCGCAGUUACAGUAAGUCGAGGUCAAGGUCUCGAAGUCGCAGCCGUCGCCGUAGUUACAGCAGAAGUGCAUCAAGAAGUAGGUCACGGCACCGGAUGUCUCGGAGCCCCUCAAUACGACGUCGGAAGGGCUCGCCUAGUCACCUAGAGAAGCGACGUAUUACCAGUGCCAGAAAACGCCCAGUACCGUACUAUCGGCCAGCCCCACCCUCCCCGAGCUCAGUCAGUAGUUACGACUCGUACUAUCGGUACAGCCGCUCACGCAGUCGGUCUAGACCCAGGUAUCGCACACGCAGCAGGAGCUUCUCUCGGACACGACGACACAAGAGCUAACAUAUGACUUUCCUUGAUUCAACAUAUUGUCAAUAUAACAAUAAAACGGUGAAAUAUUUUGCACAUAAGAACAUUUACAUGUAAAUAAAUGAUAGGAAUGUUUUAGAAUCAUAGCAGGGUGCUUCCACGUACCUGUUAUUAAUGGGAAUAUUGAUGGGAAAUUGUGAUUUGGAAUCAUUGUAGGAGACUUUCAUGUACCUGUAACUAAUUUGAAUAUUGAUGGGAAAUUGUGAUGCGGAAUCAUUGUAGGAGACUUUCAUGUACCUGUAACUAAUUUGAAUAUUGAUGGGAAAUUGUGAUGCGGAAUCAUUGUAGGAGACUUUCAUGUACCUGUAACUAAUUUGAAUAUUGAUGGGAAAUUGUGAUGCGGAAUCAUUGUAGGAGACUUUCAUGUACCUGUAACUAAUUUGAAUAUUGAUGGGAAAUUGUGAUGUGGAAUCAUUGUAGGAAAAUUUCACAUACCUGUUAUUAAUGGGAAUAUUGAUGGGAUGUUAUGAUGUGGAAUCAUUGUAGGAAAAUUUCAUGUACCUGUUAUUAAUGGGAAUAUUGAUGGACAAUUAUGAUGUGGAAUCAUUGUAAGAGACUUUCACGUAGCUGUAACUACCGGUAAUGGGAAUAUUGAUGGGAUGUUAUAAAAGUUGAGUAUAAUGAUAUACAUGCUAUUAAUUUAGUGUGGUUGUAUAUUUAUGUUAUCAAUUAAUGGAAUCUUUUAUGUGGUUGUAGAACAAUGUUGUAUGAUAGUACUUUUUCUAAAACAGAUGUACUAGUCAGAAUGAGAAAUGUUUCAUAUAACCUACAUGGGAAAUGUUUUGUAUAAUCCGAAUCAGAAAUGUUUCAUAUCGAAAAUGUUUCAAAUAACCUUUAAUGAAAAAUGUUUUAUAUAAUGUAAAUCAGAAAUGUUUCAUAAUAACCAUAAUGUUUUAUAUGAUCUAAAUGAGAAAUGUUUUAUAUCAUCCUGAUAAGCAGGACGUUAGUCCCCUGGUAUCUCAAAAGGAACAUAGAAUUAUAUUCAGAUAUUGCUUAUGUCUUUAAUAGUAUUUAGCGUAAGCAGCGCAUUAAGAAAAAAAAUUCAAUGAUAGUCAUGUUUGUAAUGACAGAAUCAUCAAGACUGUUAAAAAUAUAACUGGUAAAGAUAUACAAUAAUGUAUAGAUAAAAAAUUGUCAAGUUGUCGUGAUGUUUGAUCGAAUCAAUGACGUAUUAUUUAUUUUAAUAUAUCUAUUUAUUUGAUGUGCAAUAUUUGAAUUUGUUAAUUUAUCUAACUUAUUUAUUUAUUCAUUUGUAUGUUACAUGUCAUGUAGCCAUAUUGGCAUUUGAUAUUAUUUUAAACGUUAGUAGUAAACAAUAUUGAUUGUGUAUACAGCAUAUUACCCAGAAUUCUAUACAUAUGACUAAGGAAACAAUAUGCCAAAUCAAUUGUUUUAAAUGUCGAAAAUUUUACCUUUCUACUAUGUCACUGAUGUUUUAUUUUCUGUGACAAGACUCAAAUAUGUAAAGAAUAAAUAUGGUUGUUUUAGUCGGCUAUUAAAUGCACCUAGGGUGGUUUUUUUCAUAACAAUUCCUGAAGAUCAGUUUUAGAUGGCUUUUUAUACACCAGUUUUAAUGUGUGUUAUCAUGGUAUUCCUUUGUCCGUCCAUCUGUCUGUUUGUCCUUGAGCAAUUGCUUUACAUCACCCUAUCAGUCUUAUUUUGAUGAUGUGGGCAUUUAAAUUUUUGAUGCAACCAAAACUGAAACAUUUAUAUGAAGGUUCGAAUGAAACACUGAAUUAUUUGCUAGAGUAAAACAGAAAGUGACUGACCCUGACUGAAGGUCAAGGCCAAAUGUUGUUUAGAUAAUCUGGAGUAGACUUAAGUAAGCAUCUGACCACAGAUUGAAGUCAAAGAUUCAAUUAAACAGAGAUCAAAUUUUGUUUCUCUUAACUGGCUGAUUUUUAUUGAUAUAAAAUUUAGUUUAUUAAGUUCAAGGUCAUCAGAUCAAAAGUCAAGGUCAUCUAGGAAUUUCCUUAUUCUGAAUGUCACUGCACCUGAAAUGUUGCAAUGCUUGAAAUGAGUAUCGGGUAUGUGUAUGCUUCAUAUAUCUCAGCCUGAGGAAGGAUUGGUCACCUCCUCAUCUGUCGAUAAACACUAAAUACUAAAGGUACAAUUUGUCUCUUGUUUUAUUUCCUUUUUGCAAUUCAAGAAAAAUCUUGUUUUCUUUUCAUCAGUUAAAAAAAGUUAAGUGGCUUGACAAUAGAAUUCUCAAUACUGGUUAUCUCCAGCAUACACUAUAUGUGUAACAAACUUGUGUUUUAUAUUAAAAAAAAUGGCAUAAUUAUAUACAUGUUUUAGUAAGAGAGAGAGGGAACUUUCAUUUCCUUAAGAUUGAAUUUUUUCAUAUACUCAGAAUACACAUUCCAUCUUUAACAAUUCCAGACCUAUUUUUGUGAUUGCAUUCUAAUUUCUGUGUAAUUAUGUCAAGUAUAUACAUUCCUCAGUUUUCUGAUAAUCAUAUAUUAACCAUCCCGUUGGGAAAAUUGUUUUAUUUAAGUUGACAACCAUUCCUCAUUUUAAUACGAUAUUAUUCAAUUAUCUAUGUUAUACCAGUGGUAUAGAAUGGUGUUAAAUGGUGUAUUAUGUUAGUGUUUGUCUUUUGUUUGUGACUGUAACAGUCCAUUAUCUACAUCUAUAGUCCUGUGUUGACUUCUGUAUCGACCUGAAGUAGUAGGUAGCAGUGAAUAUCUGAUAACAGACAUUUGUCUGGCCCCUGUGUUACACUUCCUUCUGGUUUGUGUGUUUACACUGAUAACAGACAUUUGGCUGGCCCCUGUGUUACACUACCUUCUGGUCUGUGUGUUUACACUGAUAACAGACAUUUGUCAGGUCCCUGUGUUACACUACCUUCUGGUCUGUGUGUUUACACUGAUAACAGACAUUUGUCUGGCCCCUGUGUUACACUACCUUCUGGUUUGUGUGUUUACACUGAUAACAGAUAUUUGUCAGGUCCCUGUGUUACACUACCUUCUGGCUUGGUGAACUAGCUGAUAACAGACAUUUGUCAGGUCCCUGUGUUACACUACUUUCUGGUUUGUGUGUUUACACUGAUAACAGACAUUUGUCUGGCUCCUGUGUUACACUACUUUCUGGUUUGUGUGUUUACACUGAUAACAGACAUUUGUCUGGCCCCUGUGUUACACUACCUUCUGGUUUGGUGAACUAACUGAUAACAGACAUUUGUCUUGCCCCUGUGUUACACUACCUUCUGGUUUGUGUGUUUACACUGAUAACAGACAUUUGUCUGGUCCCUGUGUUACACUACUUUCUGGUUUGUACUUGGUUAACUAAAAUUUAAAUUAAAUACAAAGGUUCUGGCCUUCACCUUCCAUCCUCUUACUGACAAUGGACUCAUCUACGGAUUCUCUCAUUGUUAUUAACAGGGAUGACAGAUUGCUUCCUCACAAUUGUACUUAACAACCUUGUACAUUGGUUUCGUCCAUUACGUCAAGUUUAUUAAUAUGUAUAUUCCAUUUUUAGUGUGGAAGGAAAGAUUUGUAAAGUAAAUGUAUGUACAAUGUUUUGUUAACAAGUUUGUUCUAAAUUUCUCUGUCCAAAAACUAUUAUAAUGCCACGUUAUUGAUGUAUUGUGGAUGAAAAUCUUGUGCUUUACCUUAUAAGGAAGUGGUGUAUGUUACUUGUAUCACCUGAAGUUCAUCAUGUGAUGCUGUGAUGUCAUCACUGUACAAAACAUAAUUUAGAUAUGGCAAGAUUGAGAAUUUUGUACAUAAAGAUAUGAAGCAUUUCAGGCUGAUGUUUGACAUUAUAGGCCUCUGGAGUCCUUUGUCUUCAGUGUGCAGUUUGUUAAUAAAAUGAUGACCACAGAUG